Daphnia pulicaria is the source of this 2477-nucleotide messenger RNA. Its product is annotated as G patch domain-containing protein 4-like. Gene Ontology annotation, biological process: regulation of ribosome biogenesis. The transcript has 4 exons. NCBI's taxonomy places the organism in Eukaryota, Metazoa, Arthropoda, Branchiopoda, Diplostraca, Daphniidae. Gene Ontology annotation, molecular function: telomerase inhibitor activity; nucleic acid binding. Gene Ontology annotation, cellular component: nucleolus. The coding region runs from base 322 to 2364 and encodes 680 amino acids. The record is from RefSeq and is a predicted model, not a curated record.
AGUCUUUUAGUCUGCUGGUUGUCUUCUGCGCCUCAUUGAAACUGCAUGGUGCGUGGUAUGUAAUUCAACAUUACACGUGGAUUCACCAACUUCAUUGAACAUCAUUUUACGAAAAACAACUAACAACUACAGUGAAGGAAACCUUUUGACAAUUGUGUGCUGGUGACAUUUUAGAUAUAACAAAUUGUCUCCUAUUACGCAUGCUGGUUUUGUCGUUGUAUGACUAGUGAACUUCUGACAGGUGUUUCAAAACUAGCAUCUACAAUUGGAAAAAUCCAUUGACAGUUGAGCAAUUUUUGUUGUCUACUUACAUAUCCAAACAUGGCAAUGUUAGCUGAACCAAAGCGAAAGAAGAAGUGGAGUUUGAAUCCUCGUGGAAAGCAGUGGUCCAAUGAUGACACCAAAAUUGGGCAGAAGCUGUUGGAGAAAAUGGGGUGGGCAAAAGGCAAAGGUCUUGGUCGUGAAGAACAAGGAGAUUUGGAGCCUAUCAGGCUCAAGUACAAAAAUGAUGCUGAGGGAGUUGGCUAUGAGGCCAAAGAUGACCAAUGGGUGGCUCACAGAGAAGAAUUCAACAACAUUCUUGUUGCUUUAAACGGCAACCUUACUCCUGUUGAUGAAUCUGAACCUGUACCAAUUAAGAGCUUGGAAGUUCGCUCAAAAAGCUCAAAAACCCGUGUCCACUAUCACAAGUUUACAAGAGGUAAAGAUUUGAGUCGCUACAGUGCAUCAGACAUGGCGUGCAUUCUUGGUAAACGGGCCGUCGUCGAGGUUAACCAGGAAGAAAAGGAGCCGGAGGAACCAAUCGAAAGCAGUAAUGGCAGCGUAGAGCAUUUGCACGGAGUCACAACCAUACAGAGGGGAAGUAUCCAGGAAUAUUUUGCAACAAAAAUGGCAGCUGCCAAAGAGAAACAGCUUCAGUACUUGGCCAACGGUAACGAUGAGCAAAAUCUCUCUCUGAAUGAUUCAACUACUGGUGAAAAGCGUGUUCGAAUCAACGAAGACCUCAACAUUGUUAAAGAAUUCUGUUCAAAGGAGAAAAUCUUGAAAAACGAAAUAAUUGUGCAGGAGGAAGCGGCAGAAGAGAGCCAAAUUAAAAAGAAGAAGAAAAAGUCCAAGAAGCUUGAGGAGGAAUCCAUUGACGUUCCGUCGGAGCCAUUGCCCAUAACUGAAGAAGUACUCGAAAAUCUUGAAACAAAGAAAAAGAAGAAGAAGAAAAAAGAUAAGGAACAAUUUGAAGAGGUAAUCACCGAGCCGGUGAUUGAAGCUGAACCCAUCAAAAUAAAAAAAUCAAAGAAAAGAAAAAUCGAAGAAGUUAUUAGCCAAUCUGAAAUAACCCAAAUUGGUGAAGAGGACCCAAAUACGCAACCCGAAUCUAAGAAGAAGAAGAAAAAGUCCAAGAAACAAGAAGAACCAGAAGCAGUUGAAGAGACUGUUGAAGUAAUCGAACCCAAAGUUAAGAAAUCAAAGAAGAACAAAACGUUGGAAGUCGCGAUUGAAGUGGUACAAAAUGAGGAGGAGCCACCCUCUAAAAAGAAGAAAAAGAAGAGCAAGAAAAAUGAAGAAGAAGCUCCCACUGAGAAAUAUACUAAGAUGGAAAACUCUUUGAUAGAAAACGAACCGACUGCUGGUGAAAUUAUUCAGAAUGGCGUCGCCGGUGACAGUGAGCAACCCCCGAAGAAAAAAAAGAAGAAGAAUAAAAAAGGAGAUGAAGAGGCUCCCGGGACAUUUCGAAAAAUAGAAGAAAUCGAAUUUGAAUCGAAACUUGUCGAGGAAAUUAAAAGUAAACCCUCCGAUGAAGUCGUAUCGAUUCAGAACGAGGCUCAAGUGUCUAAAAAGAAUAAGAAGAACAAGGCGAGCGUAGAAGAAACUCCUGAAACCAACGUCAAGGAGGACGAGCCCAGCCAAAAUGCACAAGAUAAUUCAACUAAAGACAAAAGCAAGAAGAGGAGAGCCAGUGACGCGACUGACAAAGUUGCAGCGGUCAAUGUUAAACAAGAUGACGUUGGUGCUGUGCAGUCAACCGAAGAACCGACUAAAGACAAAAAAAAUAUUGACAAAAAAGUGUGUUCAGCAGAUCAGUUGCCUCGUGAAGCGGACAAAAAACCUGAUGACUCCCAACAAGAACUGGACGGAUCCCGAAUAAAGGACAAGUCAACAAUUUCAACAGAAGAGGUAAUUGAAACAGAAAAUGGAGGCAACUUGAAUAUACUGCAAAACUUCAAUCUAAAUGACAGUGUUAGAGUUAGCCAGAAAAUCAACCGAAGGUUAAUGCAAGCCAAAUUCGACCAGUUCGUAGGAUCCAACUUGUUAAGCAUCGUCGGCUAUGGAAUAACCAAAUCUGAAGAUGCCCUUCGUUUUACAUAGCUCGAAACUGUGUUAGAGUAUAAAUAAGAAUGGAAUUGCCUUUUCAAUUUUCGGUUGCCAUCACUGCUGACAUAAAAAUAACAAGACGAAAUUGAAUUAUAUACGAAACUUUC